AUGCCCAAGACACUUGACAAGUGGUAUGAAUAUGCCUCGCGGUUUGAUAACCAAUGGAGAUCUGCUCAGAUCUUCAAGCGAGGAGCCACUACGACGACGCGAGGAAAGGGCCGAUCUGUCCAUCGUCCCUACUACUCGGCUUCUGCAAAGGAUUCAAAUGCGAUGGAUGUUGAUCGUGUCAAUAUCUCGCGCUUAUCCCCGGACGAGCGACAGAAGAGAAUGAAAGAAGGAUUAUGUUUCCUAUGCGGAAAGAAGGGCCAUAUAGCCAACGACAGACAAUUUUACCCCCAGUCUGGAAGUUUCACCCGUGCUAGAACGAUACAGCCCGGGUUGGACACAGACACGAUCACAUGGAUCAAGAAGAUGCGAGAAGACCUCGCACAGAAGAAGGAGACGUCGAAGGAAGAAACCAGAGAGGAACAGAUCGCCUAUGUGCGAAACGUCUUCAACGACAUGACUGAUGAAGAACGAACCCAAUUGGGUUUUUGA
Sparassis crispa is the source of this 489-nucleotide messenger RNA. RefSeq lists its product as hypothetical. Bases 1 to 489 code for a protein of 162 amino acids. Gene Ontology annotation, molecular function: zinc ion binding; nucleic acid binding. Lineage: Eukaryota; Fungi; Basidiomycota; Agaricomycetes; Polyporales; Sparassidaceae. The transcript has a single exon. The record is from RefSeq and is a predicted model, not a curated record.